AUGUCGCGCCGUGAGCGCAAGCGGAGAGGUCGCUGGGAAACGUACAACUCCGAAUUCAAUUCGGAAGAAGGUUUCUCGAACAGUUCUGUCGACAAGCAAGUGGAGAAAGAGGCAGCAGCACCCGUCCCAAAGGCUGCUUCACAUAACUUGAACGGCGAGAAUGUUGCGGUGAUAACGGAUGAGUUCGGUGGCAAGGACUACCGUUCAGAAAUGCCGCUGAAGCCAGUAUGUCGACCGGAGCACAUUCAUGAAUACCAGCUUACAGCAUACUCUCUAUAUGCAGCUGUGUCAGUAGGAUUGCAGACAAAUGAUAUCAUAGAGUAUCUCGAAAGGCUUAGCAAAAGCGCACUACCACGAGGAAUCAUAGAGUUCAUCAAGAUGUGCACGUUGAGUUACGGAAAGGUGAAGCUCGUUCUGAAACACAACCGAUACUUUGUCGAAUCGCGUCAUUCUGACGUGAUCCAAAAGCUUCUGAAGGAUAAAGUCAUCCAGUCUUGUAUUUUGGAGGAAGAAAAACCGGUGGAGGAAACGCAGACCCAGAUAGAGAAAAUCAAUUUCCCACAAGAGCAAACCAAAGAGGAGGAGAAGAAACCCGAAGCG
This is a messenger RNA of Cylicostephanus goldi, 600 nucleotides long. The record is from the annotation of a GenBank genome assembly. Lineage: Eukaryota; Metazoa; Nematoda; Chromadorea; Rhabditida; Strongylidae.